AUGACCGAGGACGAGAGACACGCAGAACCGGAAGCUACCGGUGUCCCGUCGGACACCACGGAACGACAAGUCUCCCUUUACCCUAUCGCGGUGGAGGGCAAAAAGUCCGACGACAAGGCGAGGCACGAAGCUGGGGAGAAAGAGCCAGUGACCGAGACUGGCCAGACGGCGAACCAAGCCCAGAGAUUACAGCAGACCCAAUCGUUGCCGCAACUGCAGCCAACGGACACGCAACCCGACAGAAAAGUCGAGACUGCCUGCGACAACGUAUUGGACUCGUUCAACAAUCAAAGGGUGUACAAGAAAUCAUCGCCGAACAACAAGCUCACGCUGUACUUGGUGAGCAGAGACCUGAUCGUCAGCGAGUCGAGGAUCGACAGACUGCAGGGCGUGCUAUUGGUUGAUCGUGACUACUUGCAAGACAAGAAGGUGUUCGGGCAAAUUACGUUGACUUUUCGCUACGGCCGAGAGGACGAAGAGGUAAUGGGAUUGAAGUUCUGCAACGAGGCGGUGAUGUGCCUCGCGCAAUUGUAUCCACCGUUCGCCGGGGCCGAUCAUCAGGAAACGCCGACGCCGUUGCAGGAGGCGUUGGUGGCGAGGCUCGGCCCGAACGCACACGCGUUCACGAUGGACAUCACACCGUUAGCACCACCCUCGGUGCAACUGGUACCAGCGAAGGAGUACAACGGGGCGCCAAUCGGGACCAGCUACGACGUCCGUGCUUACAUCGCGGAACGAGCGGACGAGAAACUUCACCGGAAAACCACCGUCCGUAUGGGGAUACGAGUGAUACAACGAACCACGAGGCCACCAUUGCCGGCCACAACGGUGUACAGUGUGCCAGUGUCCGGCAGUCCGUCCGCCGGCCACCUGGGGGACAAACCGUGUCGAACGACCAGGAUCACGUUCGCGGAGAAUGAGAUCGCCGAGGACGAGGAGAACGCCGGACCACACGCUGCGGUGGAGAAACCGUUUCUGUUCGUCGACGGUCGCGUCGGUCUCGAGGGGAAGCUGGAUCGCGCGAUCUACGCCCACGGCGACUCGAUCGCGGUCCACGUCACGGUCAACAACAACAGCCGAAAAUCGGUGAGAAGGAUCAAGGUGUUCAUCGUGCAACACGUGGACGUGUGCAUGUUCAGUAACGGGAAAUUCAAGAACGUGGUGGCGAUGCUUUCGUCGCAGGAGGGCUGCCCGAUAGGGCCGGGAACCACCAUGAAACGUAACUACACUCUGAGGCCCAUCAAAGGCUCGACGAAGAACUGGAUCGCUUUGGAAGACAGUUACGCGAGGGCCGGCGCCACUCUUGCCUCGACGGUCGUUUGCCCGGGAAACGGGCCAGAGGAACGAAACGUUUUCGCGAUAUACGUCUCGUACUAUGUGAAGGUGAAGCUACUAAUCUCGGCGAUGGGUGGGGAAGUGUCUCUGAAGCUGCCGUUCACGUUAACUCACAGCAACACGGACUCCGAUUUGGUUGGCUUUCCAUCGCCGAUGAAGGAACCCGCGAAAGUUCUCGGAAAGUCCAGCGAGGAGGUCAUUGAGUGUUCCGAGAAACAGGAGGAAAACAACGGGCACAAAUACAAGGGUUGCAAACUGGAACCCAUUAAAGAGAAAUCGAAGGAGUUAAGGGACGUCGACGUGGAUCUGAUAGAACACUGCGAGGAAGGUGACAGCACCUGA
Molecule: messenger RNA, 1677 nt
Organism: Dufourea novaeangliae
Lineage: Eukaryota; Metazoa; Arthropoda; Insecta; Hymenoptera; Halictidae
Product: arrestin homolog
Exons: 10
Coding region: 1-1677 (558 amino acids)
Biological process (GO): signal transduction; G protein-coupled receptor internalization
Cellular component (GO): cytoplasm
Molecular function (GO): G protein-coupled receptor binding
Source: RefSeq, a predicted model, not a curated record